AUGACUGUCAUCACUCCGUCCAAGACGAGGACAAGUAUCGAUACAUUAAUGGAUCGACUGGGUGUGCUCGACAUAAACGAUGAUCCAGUCUCCCAAAAGCCAAAACCUCCCCGCAAACGGCGGACAAAUCAAAGUAGGCCCAGUGAAAAGCGUCGGCCGAAGAAAAAGUCCAUAUUCUGCUGCUUCCAGAUCAUGGAAGACAGCGGCGAGGAUGACAGGCCGGCCCCAGUUCAACGGCCUAAACCCCCUCGCCCUACACCUUCUCCAAAUCCGAACCAAAAGAUCAAUCUGCCUUCUUCAGCCGGAAGACCACAGCAUGCGCAAGUGCCGCACACUCCUCAAACAUCCCGGCCAACUUUGUCAGGCACAGGGAAGCAUUCUACCUCUCAAACACAGGCCUUAUUGUCGUGGAUUCCAUCCACACUUUCCCCGCAGACAACAUCCAUCCUUAUGACAGAACUGGCCAAACCAAUCUCCAGCGCCGACGACGAAGGCUAUAUCUAUAUGUUCUGGGUGACGCCCCCAACAGCUACGACAAACCGGAGCGCCGAAUCCGCAAUACCUCGAGACAUAGCAUCUUCUCUACUACCCAACACCCAAAAAGUAGCAACAACCUCCGCCCACCCACCCAGCCACGCAGCGUCAGCGAAGCAAUUCGCGCAGCACAAGAUCUCAAUGCGCUCACUUCCAACCCAACAUCAACCAAACCCGGAACGCUCAGGCUGA
Molecule: messenger RNA, 726 nt
Organism: Penicillium mononematosum
Lineage: Eukaryota; Fungi; Ascomycota; Eurotiomycetes; Eurotiales; Aspergillaceae
Exons: 1
Coding region: 1-726 (241 amino acids)
Source: RefSeq, a predicted model, not a curated record